AUGUCAACGACGGUAUCAUCAGAGGCGUGUCUGUUACAAGGUAGACUUGGAGAGUGGGUGAGAGAAAGUUCUCAGAGCAAUAACAACAAAUUUAAUGACCAUGGUGUGCUUAGGAACAAACUUUGCUCAAUAGAAGCAGGACACAUUAUAAGCAAUGAUGUACUGCACCUUGCAUAUGAUGGUUCAGUCAGUGAAAAUGACUGCAUCAUUGAACAUGGCGUCUCCAAUUCAAAAAUAAAUUCUAAUGGAAGCUAUGAUAAACUCGUAAGCCCAGUCAAAGGGGAAACAUCUAAUUCGGGCUAUCAAUUUCCACUUGCAACCAGUUGUCAAGCGAAAUUGAGUUUCUUGGUGUUGGGUAAUAAUGAUACUGAUAUCUUGAAAAACCAAGCUGAUAGCGAUGAAAACAAGGCCACUGGAUAUGGUAAAUCGAGUUCAAAUGUAGGGACUAAUGUGUCAGACACCUCUAACACAGUUGUAG
Messenger RNA from Porites lobata, 478 nucleotides. NCBI's taxonomy places the organism in Eukaryota, Metazoa, Cnidaria, Anthozoa, Scleractinia, Poritidae. The record is from the annotation of a GenBank genome assembly.